Molecule: messenger RNA, 1769 nt
Organism: Phodopus roborovskii (desert hamster)
Lineage: Eukaryota; Metazoa; Chordata; Mammalia; Rodentia; Cricetidae
Gene: Hcrtr2
Product: hypocretin receptor 2
Exons: 7
Coding region: 362-1693 (443 amino acids)
Biological process (GO): circadian sleep/wake cycle process; G protein-coupled receptor signaling pathway; feeding behavior
Cellular component (GO): membrane
Molecular function (GO): orexin receptor activity
Source: RefSeq, a predicted model, not a curated record
CUGUCCCUCAGCCCUGGGGAAGGCUAUGCGUUGCAGACUCACUGCUGGAAUGAAGAGUGAUUGAGUUGGAGCUGAGGUCAAGGUAAAUCUCUGCUCCCAGUCAUUGCUGCAGCCUCCCCUUCCCUUUCCCUAGCUCCUCAGCAGCUUCCCCUGGUGCAAAUCCCCUGCAAAGACACCGAAGCAGCCGCUGAAGUUGCCGGGCGCAGGGCUCCGGAGACAUUGGCUCAGGAACUUUUCACGUCAUUCCCAGCUCCGGAGCCCCUAGUCGCGGCGGCGCAGCCUUUCCCACCGCGGAUCCCCGGUGCUCAUGGGGCAGGCAGAGACAAGCUUGCAGCAGUAAGCCGAACCGGACCAGUCCGUGAUGUCCAGCACCAAAUUGGAGGAUUCCCUCCCUCGUCGCAACUGGUCAUCUGCUUCAGAGCUGAAUGAAACUCAAGAGCCGUUUUUAAACCCCACGGACUAUGACGACGAGGAAUUCCUGCGGUACCUGUGGAGGGAAUACCUACACCCAAAAGAAUAUGAGUGGAUCCUGAUCGCAGGGUACAUCAUCGUGUUCGUUGUGGCUCUCAUCGGGAACGUCCUGGUCUGUGUGGCAGUGUGGAAGAACCACCACAUGAGGACAGUCACCAACUACUUCAUAGUCAACCUUUCCCUGGCAGAUGUGCUUGUGACCAUCACCUGCCUUCCAGCCACCCUCGUUGUUGACAUCACUGAGACCUGGUUCUUUGGACAGUCCCUCUGUAAGGUCAUUCCUUAUUUGCAGACUGUGUCAGUGUCUGUGUCUGUUCUUACAUUGAGCUGCAUUGCCUUGGACCGAUGGUAUGCAAUUUGUCACCCUUUGAUGUUCAAGAGCACAGCCAAACGGGCUCGAAACAGUAUCAUCAUCAUCUGGAUUGUCUCCUGCAUCAUAAUGAUUCCUCAAGCUAUUGUCAUGGAGUGCAGCAGCAUGCUCCCUGGCUUAGCCAAUAAAACCACCCUCUUUACAGUAUGCGAUGAGCACUGGGGCGGUGAUGUUUACCCAAAGAUGUACCACAUCUGCUUCUUUCUGGUGACGUACAUGGCCCCUCUGUGUCUUAUGGUAUUGGCUUAUCUGCAAAUAUUCCGUAAACUCUGGUGCCGACAGAUUCCAGGAACUUCUUCUGUGGUUCAGAGAAAAUGGAAGCAACCACAGCCAGUUUCUCAGCCGCGAGGGUCCGGACAGCAGAGCAAGGCCCGGAUUAGUGCUGUAGCUGCUGAGAUAAAGCAGAUCCGAGCCAGAAGGAAAACAGCCCGGAUGCUCAUGGUCGUACUUCUGGUCUUUGCAAUUUGCUAUCUACCAAUCAGCAUCCUCAAUGUGCUAAAGAGAGUAUUUGGGAUGUUCACACACACCGAAGAUAGAGAGACUGUCUAUGCUUGGUUCACAUUUUCUCAUUGGCUUGUAUAUGCUAAUAGUGCUGCAAACCCAAUCAUUUAUAAUUUUCUUAGUGGAAAGUUUCGAGAGGAAUUUAAAGCUGCCUUUUCUUGUUGUCUCGGGGUUCCUCAUCGCCAAGGAGAUCGGCUCUCCAGGGGACGCACAAGCACAGAGAGCAGGAAGUCCCUGACCACUCAGAUCAGCAACUUUGAUAAUGUAUCAAAACUCUCAGAGCACGUGGUGCUCACCAGCCUAAGCACACUCCCAGCAGCCAACGGGGCAGGACCACUUCAAAACUGGUAGAACAUUUAUUGCUAUGAGGAGGAUACACGACUCAACUAUUCUUUUAUACAAACUUUGUGAACGGAAGUUUCAGUAU